Petromyzon marinus (sea lamprey) is the source of this 2968-nucleotide messenger RNA. RefSeq names its product vacuolar protein sorting 45 homolog (gene VPS45). The record is from RefSeq and is a predicted model, not a curated record. Gene Ontology annotation, biological process: vesicle-mediated transport. Lineage: Eukaryota; Metazoa; Chordata; Hyperoartia; Petromyzontiformes; Petromyzontidae.
GUUUCUGGGAAUCGUCGUUCGUGGUGGAUCGAUUUGUUGCUGCUGCUGUUGCUGCCGCCACCAUCAUGGACGUGGUGUCGGCCGUGAAGCAGUAUGUGUGCAAGAUGAUCGGCGAGACGGGGCCCGGCAUGAAGGUCCUGCUCAUGGACAAGGACACGACCAGCAUUGUGAGCAUGGUCUACUCCCAGUCGGAAAUCCUCCAGAAGGAAGUGUACCUCUUCGAGAGGGUGGACUCUGUCAACCGCGAGCCCAUGAAGCAUCUGAAGGCCGUCUGUUUCAUCCGGCCUGUCAAGGAAAGCAUCGAGCUGUUGGUUCAAGAACUCAGACGGCCCAAGUAUGGAUUAUACUUCAUCUACUUCAGCAAUGUGGUGAGCAAGAGCGACGUGAAGACGCUGGCCGAGGCAGACGAGCACGAGGUCGUGCGGGAGCUGAAGGAGUUCUACGCUGACUAUAUUGCCAUCAGUCCCCACAUAUUCUCCUUGAACCUCACAGGCUGCUCACAGGGUCGCAGCUGGGAUCCGGUGCUGCUGACGCGAGCCACCCUCGGACUCACCGCCGUGCUGCUGUCACUCAAGAAGUGCCCGGUGAUUCGGUACCAGCACUCGUCGGAGCUGGCACGCCGCCUCGCCGAGUGUGUCAAGCAAAUGAUUUCUAAGGACGCGGCACUGUUCGAUUUCCGCAAGACAGACGUCCCCCCGCUGCUGCUGGUGCUCGACCGCAACGACGACGCCAUCACGCCGCUGCUCAACCAGUGGACCUACCAGGCCAUGGUGCACGAACUUCUCGGCAUCAACAACAACCGCAUCGACCUGUCGAGCGUGCCGGGCGUGGGUCGCGACCUCAAGGAGGUUGUUCUCUCCUCCGAGCAUGACGACUUCUACGCCAGCAAUAUGUACCUGAACUUUGGUGAGAUUGGCACGAACAUUAAGAACCUAAUGGAAGAAUUUCAGAAAAAGUCUAAAAGCUCGCAGAAGGUGGAAUCCAUCGCUGAUAUGAAGGCAUUUGUGGAGAACUAUCCCCAGUUCAAGAAGAUGUCGGGCACUGUAUCAAAGCACGUGACGGUGGUGGGGGAGCUGUCGCGGCUCGUGGCCUCUCGCUCCCUUCUCAGCGUUUCUGAGCUCGAGCAGGAGCUGGCCUGCCAGAGCGACCACUCUAGCGCACUGCAGAGCCUGCGGCGCAUGCUGCAGCAACCCAAGGUGAGCGAGCUGGACGCGGCACGGCUCGUGAUGCUCUACGCUCUGCGCUACGAGCGCCACAGCAGCAACAAUCUGUCCGGACUGCUCGAGGACCUCUCGCGCCGCCAGGUCUCCUCGCAGUACCGCCAGCUGGUCAACUCCGUUCUGGAGUACGGGGGGUUACGCGUGCGUGGGAGUGACCUGUUUGGAAGCCAAGACCCCAUGUCCAUCACCAAGCAGUUCUUCAAAGGCCUCAAGGGCAUCCAGAACGUGUACACACAACACCAGCCCCUGCUGGCUGACACCCUGGACCAGGUGCUCAAGGGCCGUCUCAAGGAGGCCAGCCACCCGUACCUGGGCUCCAGCAGCCUGCGUGACAGGCCGCAGGACGUCAUCGUGUUCAUGGUUGGCGGGGCGACGUACGAGGAGGCGCUCACCGUCUACAACCUGAACCGUACGAACCCGGGCGUGCGCGUCAUCCUCGGAGGGACCAACGUCCAUAACACACGCAGUUUCCUGGAGGAGGUUACUAAAGCCACACAGACGAGCGCCAGCGCGAGGUCUGGCAGCAGCAGCACCACCGCUCGGUCGGGGAUGCGCAGAUGAGCAGGGGCCCUUUCGUCCUUGCAGUGGGACCUGCCCUGGCACACGGUGGGACCCAGAACCCCCGAGGCACGGGGGGUGACCACUCCAUCUCCUUGUGUGCAUCCUGUGUAGGCACGCAUUGUAGACAACUCAUCCUCGUAAAAUACGACCCCAAUUACUGUUUUGAUGUGGUGACCAACCUUUGAGUCAUGACCCAAGGGACGGUGGGUGGGAGGGAACGGUCAUGAAUGACGUCACCGCAGUGUCUUGUGUCAGGGUAACGAUCCUUGCAUGUGAUGCUUGUGAACCCACACCAUGCGCACGCUGAUGCCAAGGCGUGUCUCAAUCAUUAUGCUUCAUAUUUCAAGGUGUGUUCAGUGGCUGUGAUGUUGAUAUUUCUUACCGUUAAUGGCUGCUUUUAAGAUAUUGCCACUGCAGAUGUUAUAGGUUGGCCACACUUGCCCCGAACACCUACCGCCCAAGUAAUUUACAGAGAGGAGGACAAACUUGCCUGAUGAGCGUCCCAGCACUUUGGUAACUCUCAGCAGGAGGACAUCGUGAGGCCUUGGUGAUCGGCCUCAAGCCGAGAGGCUGCCGUGGCUGUGGCCGCCUCCCUGCACCCUCCGCCGCAGGGGUCACUGGCACCUCCACCCGGCACCGCUUGCCCACCGAGCAGCUUAUCCCACCCUCGAGGGUCGCUUGGUUUGCAGCUCCGUACCUCAUUGCUCGCCACAUUCCCAGAUUUCCAAUUUGGCCAAUGAUUCUAAUUUGUAUGCGUCAGUGUAGGUGCCUGCAGCACUCUCAUUCAUUGGAUAAGCAAUUUCUUGCGGGCACAGGGGCUGUAGUGCAGAGAGAGCCUUGAGACAGGCACCGAUUGCAUGUCCCUAUCUCGCUCUGCCCAGGAUUCAUAUCUGAUUCCCAGAUCUCUGCGCUCGCUAAUUAUACUCCAUCAAAUGUAUGUAGUGCAGGUGUAAAUUGACGAGCAAAGUGUUGUAAUACGCAGUUUGUGUACAUCUGUUCAUUGGUCGACGUGAAAAGGUGGUGGAUCAUAAUGGACUGGACUGCUCUGGUAUUUAUUAACAAUCGUGUUGUCCACGGCAACUUAUUUGUGUUGGUCGUCGAUUAAUUUAAAACUGCAGCAUGAAUUCAUUGUGGGAAUUUGUACAUUUAUUGGAGUUGAUCUGUACAUUAAAACAGUGGUGAACACA